Dracunculus medinensis (Guinea worm) is the source of this 2670-nucleotide messenger RNA. The record is from the annotation of a GenBank genome assembly. NCBI's taxonomy places the organism in Eukaryota, Metazoa, Nematoda, Chromadorea, Rhabditida, Dracunculidae.
AUGGAAGCGUCAUUUAAUCUCAGAUUUGAUAGUUUUUUAUCACUUCAAUUGGCAGGUGAACUUGACGCUAAUAUUUACACGGCUAUUUCUCGCCAAACAGCUUUCUCUCAUAUAGAACGAUUAUACGAUGAAGCAGUUUUGAAAUUGAAAGACGAUGAAGAACAAGCAUAUCAGCUAUUUUCUCGAAUGGGUAAUAUUGCGAAAUUGAUUAUUCGCAAAAAUGAUUUUAUACAUUUUAAAAAUACUCCUAAUGGCCGACGAUUUUAUGAUCUUUUCAAAAUCUGCAUAUCGCAUAUGAAGAAUUUAGAAGAAAGUUUAGAAAGAAGAUAUGGGGUAUUAAAGAUUGCUGAAGAAGAUUGUAUGGAAAAUGCAAAGGAGAAUUUGGCAGAAUUUGAAACGAAUAAAAAAGAUUCUGGUUCGGCGAAUGACUCAACAUCCGAUUUUGUUUCAAAACUGCUUAUUGCACCUCGUGAAUUGAUUCGUUUUGUCGAGGAAAAGCAUCAAGUAUUAGUGAUCGAUUAUAGGGAAGAUCAGUCAACUAUGCUCAAAUAUGAUAAAUGUGAUCGUAUUCUAGUUGCGCAUGUUCCAGCUAAUGCUAUAGUUCCUGGUUGCAUAGGUUCAUCAUUAAUUAAAUCAGUGGCGAUUGGUGAACGAGCCUUGCUGCAACGGAUGUCCGACGUUGAUUUAGUGGUGUUGAUGGGUUGUGGUAGUGCAGAUCUAAGAGAUGAUAACAUUCCAGCUGGUUCUAAAGAGCAAAUUUUGUAUAAUGCACUUUUGACGUACAACAAUAUAUUUUGUCUGCGGCGCCCACCCGUUUUUCUCCAAGGUGGUUUUGAGAAUUGGAGACUAUAUUAUCCAAUGUAUGCUUCAAGUAAAGUGGGCAUAAGGAAACGCUCUUUGGAUAUUAAUGAUCAGAGUGAAUUUGCAAGAGCCGUUGCUCAAUACAAAAAAGAUAUCGGAGUACAAUCCCUACAGUAUCCCGAUUUGCUGCUCAGUGUUAAGAGGAAAUUGGUGCAGCAACCACACGAUGGCUUGUCAGCAGCUCCAAGAAAUAUACCGUCGCAGCGACCGAAGUUAUCCAGUACCUUAUCAUCAGAAAAUGAAUUCAAUUUACCUGCUGUUAAGAACGUGAAUAUUUCGCUUCUGGAUUCUAAGGAAAAUCAAUCUAAGAAAAUAAUGCCUGUUGCCUUAAAAGUUUUAGAAAGUGUAAGCGGUCAGCAAGAGACAAAAAUUUUGCAUUCUCAGCAUGAUUCAUGUUGCGAUACUGGCAGUACAUGCGCUGUUGAUUUAAGUGUUCUGAGUAAUGUUCACACUGAUUAUGUGCCUUUGGAUAAAAAUAGUGUCAUCGCAAAGUUAAACAGCACAGGCGCUGAAAAUUCAUCGUCUGAUGUUCAGGAAAAACCUACUGAUUUCACAUCACCUGAACAAGCAGUUCCUCAGAACAGUCCACAAGUAGUUGCUGGUGCGAAAAUUGACGAAAAUUUUUCUCCGAAAUCAGUGAAAGAAAGGCCUAUAGUGCCGGAUCGCAGCUUUAAACCAUCGGUUAUGCCUAGUGAUUAUCCCAAAUGCCUGUUUGUACUGUACGAUUCAAUGAUUGAUUUAAUUAAACUCGAAUCUAUUCGUGGAUCUGUUACCCUACCUGGUUUCACUGGUUUGAUCAAUCUCGGUAAUACAUGUUUCAUGAAUGCAACACUGCAAGCACUUUUUAAUACUUCUGCCUUGCGUGAUAUUUUUACAAAAGAACAUUUCGUCAGUUAUGUGAAUAGGAGUAAUGAAAUGGGCACGUACGGAGUGAUUUCAGCUGCAUUUUCAGCACUUUUGGACUCGGUUUGGAGUGGUUUAUUCGCUGCUAUUACACCGCAACAGUUUUUGGAAUCAUUUGCAAAUGAAGUUAAUUCUGCACUAGCAAAUCGUGAACAGCAUGAUCCGCAAGAAUUUCUAAUAUAUUUAUUGGAUGCUUUACAUGAAGACACGAAUAGGGUCAAGAAGCGUAUUUCAUUUGAACAGAAUUAUGAUGGUUCAAAUUUGAUAGCAGAAGCGGCUGAUUAUGCUAAAAAAUCUAAGCAGUUCUGGAGUUCACCGGUCACAGAUAUAUUUGGAUGUCGUACAGUCUCACAUCUCAUCUGUAAUACUUGCCAGAUGCAAAGUGUGACUUUUGAAGAAAUGACUCAGUUGUCGUUGGAAAUCCCGAAAAAGAGGGGAGCAACUAUCCUUCAGUGUAUCGAAAUGCAUUUUGAUCCAGUAAUUCUUAGUGGUUCAUGCAAAUGGCUUUGUCCUCGAUGUGAGAGGCUGCGUGUUGCAACUCGAUCAAGUAAGAUCUGGAAAAUGCCUAAAAUUUUGAUAAUUCAACUAAAGCGAUUUACUUUUGUUGAUGAUCAGUGGGAAAAAGACAAUACAUUAAUUCGAUUUGAUACAACGCCUCUGGAUAUAAGUUCUUUGUUACAUCCGUCUCUUAAAGAGCUUUCGAGGUCUGAAAGUGGCUACUAUGGUUUAUAUGCAGUGACAAACCACGCUGGACGUUUACAUCAUGGUCAUUGUACUACUAUUGCACAAAAUAAUUGCACAAUGGAUUGGCUAUUGUUUGAUGAUGAACAUGUAUCUCGUUUGAGUUUUGAAUCAGUUUGCUCAAAAGAUGCUUAUAUUUUAUAUUAUAAAAAAGUAGACUUGUAA